AUGGCGCAAGUUACAGAGCAGGAGUUUUUUGGCGGGGCGAUCCGCGGGGUUGUGCCGCAAGGCUGGAUUGAUGCCAGCACUCUUCGUGAAAUCCCAGACCACCAGGAACUCUUCCUAUCGCCAGCUACGCUCUCGAAUUUAAUCAUUGAAAUCAAUCAGCGCGUCUCCCAAGACAACGCCCUCGGUAUCUUCGCCACCUACAGCCACCAGCACCCCACGCUUGCUGCUGGAGGCGGCAGCGCAUCUAACGUCACAUCCGAGACCGUUGAUAAGGCUGCUGCGCUGUACCAUCUCCAUGAUCUGUGCGACGAAGGCGAUGCCAUGCAGGUAGUCACCCCGCCGACGCGGGUCACGCUGACUCGUCUGAGCGAUUCCGCAUCGCCAGGCUCGCCAGUCACCGCGUACAAGGGCGUGGUAACAUUCUCGUCUCCGUCGCGUCAACGGGGUGGUCAUUUUCCUGGGUCAUCUAAUGGGAUCCCGACCGCCGCGGCGGAUUCAGCAGUCGCUGGUGCAACGGUCAACGGGACCUCCGGGCAAGCAAUGUCGAAGAUGACUUGUCAUUAUCUCCUGAUGCGGUUGGAGGCGCAGGACACAGAUUUGCUGGCUUUCUUCAAUGUGCCGCAUGAGGAGUUUGAUAGGAGUGGAAACCCACGGGGGCUCUCAAGGGAGGAGGCUAUUGCAGAGGAGACGAUCGGUGGGUUGGCGAACCAAUUGGAAAUUCGGGACUGGGGGCUUUUUGUCUAA
Penicillium macrosclerotiorum is the source of this 744-nucleotide messenger RNA. RefSeq names its product Ran GTPase-binding protein MOG1 (gene mog1). Gene Ontology annotation, cellular component: nucleus. Gene Ontology annotation, biological process: protein import into nucleus. The record is from RefSeq and is a predicted model, not a curated record. NCBI's taxonomy places the organism in Eukaryota, Fungi, Ascomycota, Eurotiomycetes, Eurotiales, Aspergillaceae. The transcript is spliced from 2 exons. Gene Ontology annotation, molecular function: small GTPase binding; guanyl-nucleotide exchange factor activity. Bases 1 to 744 code for a protein of 247 amino acids.